Tribolium castaneum (red flour beetle) is the source of this 1101-nucleotide messenger RNA. It is a transcript of the gene cmpy, whose product is annotated as crimpy. Bases 401 to 712 code for a protein of 103 amino acids. Gene Ontology annotation, cellular component: extracellular region. Gene Ontology annotation, molecular function: insulin-like growth factor binding. Lineage: Eukaryota; Metazoa; Arthropoda; Insecta; Coleoptera; Tenebrionidae. Gene Ontology annotation, biological process: regulation of cell growth; regulation of signal transduction. The record is from RefSeq and is a predicted model, not a curated record. The transcript is spliced from 3 exons.
CAGUGUUUCCCAUUCGGUUUUCCUCACCACCGGCGAAAACGUCCACCGGAAAGUGCGCGAACACGUGAAAAGUCCCAUUUUCCAAAACUAGUGCAGUUGGUGUCCCACUUGAAUAAAAAAAUUAACUUGACUCUAAACCAACCCCCGGAUGAAAAAUUAGGUGUCCGGAGCAAACUAAUGUCGCUGUGCCGAAAACGCAUCAAUCAUUUUUAUUUAUCUACGGGUUAAAUUGAUCCACGCAUUUUACGCAAAACUUUUCUAUUCGAAAAGUUGGGGUGUUUAUCAUUCUUCAGAAAGCUGAUAAAUUUGGUAAACUGUCGCCCGGAGUUUUAGCAAGUUGGGGAAAAGUAACAGUGGGUGUCUUCGUUAUGUAAGGAUAAUGUAAAAUUCCGCGGACACGAUGAAAAGUAUGUUAGUGCUAGCGUUUGUGGCCAUCAUCGCGUUCUGCGGCGGUUUCACAGCUCCAGCUUGCGUGUGCGAUAAAAGGGAAUGCGAGAUCGUCAACGAAGUGGACUGUCCUGGGCUCGGAAUUGUCGUUUGGGACCCUUGCAAAUGCUGUCAAGAAUGUGCCCGAACAGAAGGAGAACCUUGUGGCGGAGACCUAGGUUUCAGUGGGACCUGUGAACCUGGGUUAUCAUGCCAGCAACCAGGACCGUCGCCCAGUGAAGGCAUUUGUAGACCUAUCAUUUUUGAUAAUCACGAAGACACGUGAAAAAUGCUUUUCCUCGUUGUUUUCAUUUUGUUGCAGCACGAAGACCGUGAUUGGAAAAUACGAGCUGACAUGAACUCGAACAGUGAAAAAUUCAAAGGCAAUGGAUGGCUGAAGUUAAGAACUGCAAUAUGAAAACAAAAUAAAAGUGUAUAGUGUAAUUCAAGAUGGAGAAGUUUCGGAGGGAAACAUAAACGAAAUGACAAUGAGAGAGACUAUGGACUCAGUUUUAGUUUAUUGCUACUUGUGACUGCAGAACGGCAAGAUCAUCGUGUAAAUUUGUGACAAUACAUUUAGUAUUUAAAGCAAAUCAAAACAUUGUAAGUAAAUUAUUAAAUUUGGUAGCGUUUGUGUUUGUGGAUAUGUAAUCAAUAAAUUGUUUUAUUUAUUUA